AUGUCUUCCCUGGAGAUUGACACUCUUUGGAAUGCUGCUUUUGGCGAAUCUACUCGCCCGGAGCUCUACGCCGCUGAUGAGCUAAAUGAAGAUGGCUUCCAACCACUGAACGACCCGCACAGUUUUCUCGUGAAUAUCGCGACGUUGAGUCACAAACAGCUAUAUGCCACCAGUGCCAACAAUCAAAUCGCCAUGAAACUGGCCCAAGACGAGUACCUGGACUUGGAGCACCAAAUUGCUCAGAUCAAGGGCAAAGAUAGUAUCAAGAACCCCCAAUCUCUUCUGGAACCGGAUGUGUUUGAGGAACGAAAAGAAUCCGCGCUCUACGGCUACAAGUAUGAGCCGAAUCGACCGGCCCUGCUUCAUGCUGGUGUCCCCGGCAUCAGGUCUGCCGACGACCUUACCGACCGGGAGAAACAUGAUGUUCGGCUGCUCCAAGAGCCUUUUGAGCAAGGCGGCUUCGUGCCCAAGGAGAAGGAGUAUAAGGCCAAGGCUGCAAGGGCCCCGAAUCCAAAGAACAUUGAUGGAUGGCAACCGGUCCAGAAGAACGGCAAGCUGCUCAUUCCCAAACAACAGACUCCCCACGAAGAAUAUUCCAUCACAUAUGUCAAGCGCAAUGUGGAUGAAAAUGGCGAGAUCGUUCGACCCCAAUCCGCCGGGAGUGACGCUUCGGGAGAAACACCGUCCAAGGCCGUUGACAAACGCUUGACCAGAACCAGAUUCGAUGGCAAAAAAUUUCCACCGACACGCGACGUAUCAGAGGCUCCUUCAGCAGCAUCGACCCCAGGCAGAAAGCGAGCAAACACGCCGGCCGUCGAUGGGCGAGAAGAUACUCCGAACUCCAAACGCCGCAAGUUCAAUGGCCCUGACCGGCCGAAGCACCCCAACCAGUAUACCAAAGCAAGAGAAUUAGCGAUCAACACAACAGCCGCUCAGAAUGGCGCCAAAGCUACAUCAUCCAAAUCAUCAUGGGUCGGCUUGUCUCCGACUUCCCUGCGUAAUCGCAAAUGGACAGACGAAGAGUUGGUGGAGGCCGUCAAGCAUGAUCAUUUAUGGUUGCACGACGAUCCGAACAAGGCCGAAGAUUGGAAGCAUAAGAUCAUCAACGGCAUCAAUCCCGUCCGAAGCUUCAGUAUGUUCCGAAAAUGGGCGUACUGGAAGGUCGAGAACAAGGACAAGAGACCGCGAGCAAAGAAAAAUUUACCCGCGGAAGAAGCCAAGCAGCCCAAGGGGUCCCCCCAGCCGAAGCGCGUAACCGCCAAAGCUACGAAAUCGGCAGACAGUGGGAGAACGACCCCAUCGACCAUGACACCGAUGCCGGAGAAUGUCAACGGAGGAAAGGCACAAGACGCGAAGCGAGUCGUUGGAACCAGAGGAGGAUCAAAUAGGAGGGCCACGGCGGGUAUCAAGCUCCUCGUGAAUCACGAGGACGCAGAAGACGAUCUACGUGCUGGGACCGAGACGGAACCAGGAUCGAGAACGGAGCGGGAGGUGUCACAGCAGAUGGACAAAGAAUUACAGGAAACUCCGGCUUCAAGACCGAGUCCACAGAGAGAAGAGAGCGAUUCCAUGAUCGUGGUCAAUGGUACACCGCCAACGAGACGAUCUUUACGAAAUUUGCGCAGAGCCAGUGGUUGA
Molecule: messenger RNA, 1638 nt
Organism: Rhinocladiella mackenziei CBS 650.93
Lineage: Eukaryota; Fungi; Ascomycota; Eurotiomycetes; Chaetothyriales; Herpotrichiellaceae
Exons: 1
Coding region: 1-1638 (545 amino acids)
Source: RefSeq, a predicted model, not a curated record